This is a messenger RNA of Ascochyta rabiei, 1344 nucleotides long. RefSeq lists its product as uncharacterized. NCBI's taxonomy places the organism in Eukaryota, Fungi, Ascomycota, Dothideomycetes, Pleosporales, Didymellaceae. The record is from RefSeq and is a predicted model, not a curated record. Bases 1 to 1344 code for a protein of 447 amino acids. The transcript has 2 exons.
AUGUCCACCGACGAUUCGCACAUUCUGGAGGUGCUCUCCGACUACACCAAGGAUGUCCGCAGCUUCACAGGAUCGAUCUGGGACGCCAGCGACCGGCACUUUGCCAACGUAGCCGGCUAUGUCAAGCGACACGUCCCCGAGAACUGGUUGCCUGAAUACGCGCGACCGCCUCCGCCGCCGCCACCGCCUCCUCACCGCGUGACGGGUGCGUACCUAGAGCGACUCCAGGACUGGGUGUCGCGGAAUCGCGCGCUCACUGCGGCGAUUGUCGCGUUCUUUGGCACUGGGAGCUACAUGCUCUGGCGGCAGAACAGGUCACACAACCGCAAGAGGCGGGCGCGGAGAGCAAGCAAUGGAGCUAGAAGAGAGGUUGUGGUUAUUGCUGGCCCACCCAACUCGCCCAUCACGCGGUCGCUGUCGCUAGAUCUCGAGCGUCGCGGCUUUGUCGUGUACAUUGUGUGCUCGAGCAUGGACGAGGAACAGCAGGUCUUGAGCGAAUCGAGGGCGGACGUCAGACCACUGCACCUGGACGUUGCAGACACCAUGGGCACGCAAGAAGCUAUGGAGCGCUUCAACACCAUGCUCACCAGGCCACACGUCGCGUUCCAAGGCGCGAGCCCGCACAACCUGAAUCUUCGAGGUGUUGUCCUUGUGCCAGAUUUGAUCUUCCCUUCGGGACCGAUAGAGACGGUUCACCCAGAGCUUUGGGCCGAUGCUUUCAACGCCAAAGUACUGAACACAAUAGCGGUGACACAGGCGCUGCUGCCGACCAUCUGCCGGUUCAAGUCAAGGGUACUCAUGCUUACCCCAAGUAUUGUUGCGUCAUUGCGGCCGCCGUUCCACAGCGUCGAGACCACCAUCGUAUCCGCGCUCGAGGGUUUCCUUGCAACCUUACGAGGAGAGCUCGGGACGCUGGGAAUUGAUGUCAUUCAAUUCCACUUGGGGACAUUUGAUUACUCAAACGUCGGUCCGAAACACCACCUUCAGACCAAAGCAGCACCCAGCCCACACGCCUGGCCCACCACGACACGACAGAUGUAUGCGAGUAACUUUGUCAACCAAACGCGGCUAGGGCAAACUCGAGGCAUCUUUAGUCAGAACAGCCAUGGCACCUCUUUGCGCGAGUUGCACAACGCUGUCUUCGACGCAGUGACGCAGAAGCGCCCACGCAAGGUCUGGCGUGUGGGCCGAGGUAGCGUGACCUACGGCCUUGUGGGGAACUGGGUUCCUGGCUCUUUAGUAGGCUGGAUGAUGGGAUUGCGACGGGUAUCGCUCGACACAGCGUCCAUGCCGAAGUUGGAGGACAGCGUGCAGUCUUGGGAGAGGGUCGAGGCUGUUGUGUGA